GUGCUGCGGCGAGCUCCGUCCAAAAGAAAAUGGGGUUUGGUGUAAAUCUGGGGGUGUAAUGUUAUCAUAUAUCACGCUACCUCGUAAAACCGACACUGAAAGCUGCCGGACAACAAAUCACAGGUCAAAAUUAUGAGUUCUUCGUAUUAUGUGAACGCGCUUUUUAGCAAAUAUACGGCGGGGGCUUCUCUGUUCCAAAAUGCCGAGCCGACUUCUUGCUCCUUUGCGCCCAACUCGCAGAGAAGCGGCUACGGGGCGGGAGCCGGUGCCUUCGCUUCGACCGUACCGGGUUUGUACAAUGUCAACAGCCCCCUCUAUCAGAGCCCCUUCGCGUCGGGCUACGGCCUAGGCGCCGACGCCUACGGCAACCUGCCCUGCGCCUCCUACGACCAAAACAUCCCCGGGCUCUGCAGUGACCUCGCCAAAGGCGCCUGCGACAAGGCGGACGAAGGCGCGCUGCACGGUCCGGCCGAGGCCAAUUUCCGCAUCUAUCCCUGGAUGCGGUCUUCAGGGCCCGACAGGAAGCGAGGCCGCCAGACCUACACUCGCUACCAGACGCUGGAGCUAGAGAAGGAAUUCCACUUCAACCGCUACCUGACACGGCGCCGCCGCAUCGAGAUCGCCCAUGCGCUCUGUCUCACCGAGCGCCAGAUCAAGAUCUGGUUCCAGAACCGCCGCAUGAAGUGGAAGAAAGAGCAUAAGGACGAGGGUCCGGCCGCUGCAGCAGCCCCCGAGGGCUCUGUGCCGGCUGCUGCAGCCACUGCCGCCACUGCCGACAAGGCCGACGAGGAGGACGACGAGGAAGAAGAGGACGACGAGGAAGAGGAAUGAGGGGCCGCCUAGUCAGGCCCUUGGCUGCACCAGACACUCGGAAAAGCGUCUUUAGAGACUCACCGAUUUUAUUUACAAAAGUGGGAAAAAUAAAA
Rhinolophus ferrumequinum (greater horseshoe bat) is the source of this 926-nucleotide messenger RNA. It is a transcript of the gene HOXA7, whose product is annotated as homeobox A7. Bases 133 to 831 code for a protein of 232 amino acids. Gene Ontology annotation, molecular function: DNA-binding transcription factor activity, RNA polymerase II-specific; RNA polymerase II cis-regulatory region sequence-specific DNA binding. The transcript is spliced from 2 exons. The record is from RefSeq and is a predicted model, not a curated record. NCBI's taxonomy places the organism in Eukaryota, Metazoa, Chordata, Mammalia, Chiroptera, Rhinolophidae. Gene Ontology annotation, biological process: anterior/posterior pattern specification; regulation of transcription by RNA polymerase II. Gene Ontology annotation, cellular component: nucleus.